AUGGCCAAACUUUUGCGGGGGACGCAGGUGGAGAUGGACCCCAAGGGUUGGAUCUCACUCAAAGGAGGCCUUCCCCCAAGUCAGCAGCUGGAUUUGGUGGCUUUGUUGAGAGAUUGUGGGCGGAGAAGACGGUGGAUUCACGGCGACCCCACGUGGAUAAGCAACGGGAAGAGAAGGGAAACCGGGAGGAGGGCAGGAGCGCCAGGACGAUCACCAUCACACGAUGAGAGGAAGACAAUAGGUAGUCAGAUUGCUGUGAAGAUUGUAAAAAACAAGCAUGCCCCACCCUUCAAGACUGCACAGUUUGAGCUUGAAUUUGGAAAGAGGAUAUGCCGCAGUUCUGAGCUUUUUGAACUCGGAUUGAAGCACAAGCUUAUCAAAAAGACUGGUGGCGCAUAUUAUAGUUUCAAUGAUAUGGCUUUCAAUGGUAAACAUAAUCUUAAAUCUUACCUUGAUGAAAACAAGAGUGUUGCAAAUGAUCUGGAGAUGGAACUAAGGAGAUUGAUGGGAACUGAAGCACCUAAAGAGCAGGAGGCAGAAGAUAGUUCGCUGAGUGAUUUGCCUGAAGAGAUUGUUACACCUGAAGUAUCGUCAGAAGAGGAUCUGGGAGCCGUGCCAGUUGAUGCAGGAAAUGAUUUCUUGCUGGCAGUACUUUUUGUUCCUUGUGGCGUAAAAAGGCUGAUCAGGUAG
Messenger RNA from Miscanthus lutarioriparius, 690 nucleotides. The record is from the annotation of a GenBank genome assembly. NCBI's taxonomy places the organism in Eukaryota, Viridiplantae, Streptophyta, Magnoliopsida, Poales, Poaceae.